Messenger RNA from Penaeus vannamei (Pacific white shrimp), 3545 nucleotides. The record is from RefSeq and is a predicted model, not a curated record. Lineage: Eukaryota; Metazoa; Arthropoda; Malacostraca; Decapoda; Penaeidae.
AAAGACUAUUAACAAACGACCCUUCCCUCUUCUCUCCCACCGCCGUCGUUAAGGGUGAAAAUGCCUCGCUCGUGUGCACCACCAAGAACCGGGACUGGCACGACAACGAGCACUACAGCGGCGACUGGGAGGUGCUGCCCCCCGACGGCUUCGCGGAGGCGCACAGAAGCUUCCUCCUGCGCAAGGGCUUCCAGCUGGACCUGUUUAAUAUCACGAAAUCCCUGAGGAUCCGGUGCCUGGCGCGUGAGAAGAAGGGCCUCGUGUGGACUCCCGGCAACUCGCUCAAGGUCCUGGCGGAGGCGACGGUCCCGCUGCACGUCCUGGAGGAGGGUCGCGCCGCCUGCCCGCCCACGGAGGACUUCGGCGUCGCCUGGCACCUCACGCCCGCGAGCGAGCGGGACGAGGCCGGGUGCCCCUCCAGCCACCUCGGGCGCGCAGAGAGGUGGUGCCGUUCCCUGCCCCGCCCUUCGCCCAGCUCCCCCCCGCGCUGGGACCCCCCGGACUUCUCGCGCUGCCUGUACGCCCCCCUGCGCUUCGUCCGCACGGCUCUGCUCCUCCACGAGAGGGGGUACAGGACCAUCCCCGGCUCCGUGGACGACCUCGCCGCCGCCUUCAACCGGUUCCUGCUGGAGCGCGAGGUGCCCUUCCUCCCCGGCGAAGGAGGGAGCAUCCUGCAGAUCCUGCGGAAGCUGCAGGAGGUGGCCGAGAAGAAGGAGGAGGGCGAGGGAGGAAGGGGGAGAGGAGAAGGAGGAGGGAUGUCAUCUGGGCUCUUCUUCAGUAUCGUCCAGGAGCUCGUGAGGGAGAAGGAGGCCCUCCACGCCCCGGUAGGUCGAAGGGCGGCUCGCAAGGGCUACUUUGGCGGUCUCUUUUUCCUUGACGCGUGGCGCCUCCUCAGACUCGUCAUGAGGUUCACCAAAUUUAGCCUCUCGUCGCUGAAGUUCGGGUCAAGAGAGAGCCAAGCGACGCACCUGACCUACGUGGCGGCCAAGAUGGGGUCCCUGGCGGCCGGGGGGACCUUCUCCGUGGACAGCGGGCCCUUCGCGGGGGGCGGGGGGGCCAGCAACUCGACGGGUGAGGUGCGGGUGGAAGUCCGCCUCGACGACCACUCUUCGCGGACGUGGUGGGCGGCCCGGGAGAGAGCGGCGAGGGCGUCCGCUUCGGGGGGGAAGGAGGAGACCGACCACGCCCACGCCCGUACCGUCAAGCUGGGCGUCGUCGCGUUCCUGAGCCCGAGGACGAUCAUCGACCGCCUCCUCAUCGGCAAGGACCACAAGACCGAAGUCCCAGUCAUGGUUGAGGCGCCGUUGGUGGAGAUCGUGGGCGUGAGCGAGUCCUCCACGCCCACGUCAGGAGGAGGAGGCACUAGGACGCCCACAGACGCCCCGGGUGCCACCACGAACGCCCCAGUGCCACGGAUUCUGUCUCGGCUCGUCUAUCCCUCUUGUCCUCAGACUCCUUCGGAUCAGGACAAUGUAACACAGGAGGACCCCCGCUGGGCGCCAGGCUGUGGCCGAGCGGACCCCGUCGGCGCCUCCGUCGUGUGGGACCUGAACGCCUGCGAGCUGAGGACGGUCGGCGCCGGAGAGGACCUCUGGGAUGAAGGGCACGACGAGGCGGAAUUCCCCGGUGAAGGAGGAUGCGCGUGUCAUUGCCAAGGGCAGGGGAUCUUCGCCCUCCUGCUGGUGCGGAAGCCAAGAAAGGAACCCUCGCCCGCCUGGGACGCGAACCUCAUGACGGGCAUCAGCUGCGUGGUGGCGCUGGUGGUGCUUGCCCUGUGCUUGGCCCUGCUGCUGCCCCGCGCCGCGCUCUCGUCCGCGCAGCUGCAGCUCCUCAAGUGCCUGUCCCUGGCGGCCGUCAACGCCAUCUUCGCCGCCUACGCACUCGUCCCUGUGGCCAAGACAGAUUACGCCUGGAUAAUGGCUGCCUUGGCGUCGUCCCUGGUUCUGUGUCUGGGCGUGGGCGUGUGUCAGCAGAUGGCGCUGCACCAACACCUGGCCAUCGCGCCCAUGCACCACGCGCCCAUCUCCCCUACGCGGAUCUGCAUCUUUAUUGUGUUUUUGAUCUCCGCCAUGUCCGGCACAAUUGUCUGGACGAUCCACCACAUCAAGCAGUACCCGCUGUCCACCCCCUGGCUCCCCCUGGGCACCGCCUGGGGCAUGACAGCGGUGGUGGCAGGCUUCCUCAUUGCCGUGACGUUGCUGUGGGUCGUGCUGGUGCUGCACAACAUGAUGCAGCUGGCCACGCUCAGAGCCAACACCCCGCAGCAUAAGGGAGCUGUUCUUAUACGAGGGUUGAUGCGUCAGCUGGUGGUGGUGGCCGUGGGCGAGUGGCUCAUGGUGACCGCCAGCUUGGGCCACCAGCAUGCCUUCGGGAGGUACUUCUUCGGGCUGAGUGCAGUCAUUCAGAGCGUGGUGAUGCUCCUGGCGUCUGCGUUUGGAAGUCAUGACGUCACAGCCCUGCAGUGUUGUAGUGGAGCAGCUCCCGUCGACCAGAACAGCCCUGGAGAGCGUGAGGACGGCGCCGACGACAUGGCCGGGACGGAGGGCUGCAUGGGCACCCUCAUGGCGUGUCGCGGGCCCUCCUACGCUGGUGUCUCCGUCCACAACGCCAACAUCCUCCGGGAGGAUGAUUCCACUGAGUUUCGUGCUCGCGGCGGAUCCUUCUGGUCACAGACGACGACGACCUUGGCGCUGUCCGAGACCGGAGAAGUCCUGCCCUCGCCCUCGGACCUCCCGAUGGCCAGGGACACCUUCGGCCUCGAGGGCAGAGCAAGACCCCUCUAUGCCCGCCAGGGCUCCGGCCUCCACACGGCCAGGAACCUCUUCCUGAGAGGAGCGGACUUGCUCCAUGGUGAAGACUCUUCCAGACGGACCCAGGACACGCUCCUUUGUGCCUCAUCCCUUUUGGCCCAGACAGAGGGCAGGCUUCAUGUUGGACUCAAGAGAAACCUUUCCUACAGCUCUCACCAACCCAUUAUCCACGAGUUUCCGCUGGAGAUGUACCAGGGAAGCCCGAAGAAGGGCCGCGACUCCAGCGGGAGGUACCUGGACAUGACGGGGUCGAAGCACAAGAGGAAUGGCGCCUCCUUCGUGGACGGCAGCGGGCGGCCGGUCUCAGCGAGGGUCAGGAGGAGUUACGUGAACGUGAAAGAUGAGCCGGUGCGCCAGCCGGGGCUGCCAACGACCCAGGGGCACCAGGUACAUCCUGAGGACAAGAAGACUGCGAAAAGUUACGUCAAUAUAACCGAAGAUGAGGAAGGAGGAGGAGAAAGUGAAGGAACAGGAGGAGGAGGAGACGACGAACAAGCCAAGACCAAACACCACUACCUGCCCAUGACUGUCCAUCCGCACAGAAUGGUUAUACUUCAUUCCCCCAUAACACCCGAUAGUGACGCUGAUAGCAAUAAAGCAGUUGACAUCCAAAUAGAAGAUCAAGUACAAAUAAAAAAGGAGCAAAAAGAAGAGGUUGGCGAAGACGUGGAUGACAUCCGUAGCUCAAGAGAAAGCCUCAAAAAACUGAAGAAGAAGUAGAAGCAGCCAACAGUA